AUGUGGCUUCUCGAUGCGAAAACAUAUCGCCUGAAAUUCUUUCACGAGGCCACUGGAUAUGCCAUUCUCUCGCAUACCUGGGGCAAUGAAGAGGUAUCAUUUCAGCAGAUACAGGACCUUGAGGCUGCUCGACGAUUACGUGGCUUUGAAAAGAUACGUCUUACCUGCACACAAGCGCUCGAGGAUGGCCUUUCAUAUGCUUGGGUCGACACUUGCUGCAUUGAUAAGAAAAGCAGCGCAGAGCUGUCUGAGGCUAUCAACUCAAUGUUCAGAUACUACACCAGAAGCACAGCCUGCUACGUCUACCUGUCUGAUGUCACGACUACUCGCGCAGAGAAUUUCGACGUUGCUCCAGAUUGGCUCGCGAAGAGCCGGUGGUUCACGCGUGGAUGGACUUUACAAGAGCUCAUUGCCCCAAGCAAAGUCCUCUUCUUUUCUACACACUGGCGGCAAAUAGGUUCCAAACACGACUUGGCAAUUUGCUUAGCCGAAAUCACAGGGAUUCACCUGCCGGUACUUCGAAGUUCUGGCGUCCUUGGAAAGUACAGUGGAGCCCAGCGAAUGUCCUGGGCCGCUCAUCGCGAGACAACUCGACCCGAGGACAGGGCUUAUUCGUUGCUCGGACUGUUCGACAUCAACAUGCCGCUUCUUUACGGAGAAGGCGAGAAAGCCUUCGCACGACUGCAGCAAGAGAUCAUAAAGUCCUCCGAGGAUCACUCGAUAUUUCUGUGG
This is a messenger RNA of Zasmidium cellare ATCC 36951, 732 nucleotides long. RefSeq lists its product as uncharacterized. Lineage: Eukaryota; Fungi; Ascomycota; Dothideomycetes; Mycosphaerellales; Mycosphaerellaceae. The transcript has a single exon. The record is from RefSeq and is a predicted model, not a curated record. The annotation marks the transcript as partial.